AUGCCCCCUAAGCCAGCCCCUGGGAAAAAGGGAAAGGAUGAUCUAGAAGACUAUACCGAUGUUCACACACUACCGCCAGUAAAUACUGUCAACUCUACAAUCUUGCUAAGAACCCUAUUUUCAACAUAAACGAGAGACAAGUUAUAAAAAGCUUUAAUUGAAAAGCUUCCCUUAGAUUAGAAGAUCAAACUAAUAACAAGAGAAGAGCUUAUUGCAUAUGCUAAGACUAGACAAAUCAUAGUAGAACCUAAUGUCCUAGCAACUCUUCCACCAGAUGACCCAAGAGUCAAAAUGACUGAAGCAGAGCAACUUGCUAAAGCAGCUUGUGACAAAGUAUUUGAGCUUUCAGUUGCUGCAAGAAGAGCUAAGAAAGAGAGAAUUCAAAAAUUAGAGGAAGAGGCUAAAUUGUAACAGCAAACUGUCGAUGUCAAAGCACUUGAAUAAGACCUUGAGCAGCUAGACUAGAUCUACAAUUUCAUUGAUUACCCAAUCAAUAAAGCUGAGGCACUUGCUAUGGCUAAGUAUAAUUUCACAAUCAACUGUGUUAUUGAUGUGAAACAAGUCAUGAAGGAAGCUGAAACUGAAGAAGAGGAGGAAGAAUUAUCUACUUAGGAGCAAAAACCUUAAAAUAUAGCUGAUAGUUCAGACUAUGAUAUGCAUGUUAAGUUCACCGAAAGACUUAACUAGCUAAUUGAGGCAAGAGCUGCUUCAGCUAGAAAUUCCCCACUAAGAUUUUUGUACAUUAGUGAAUUUGAUUUCAUUAAUGUGCCCUAAGUGACUACGAGAACUAACGAGUCAGGAGAAGAAGUUGAAGACAAGAAGGAGCCAGAGAUUUAACUUGUUCAUUAACUUUCUAUCAAAUUGGAAUACUAUGGUAUUCUACUCUCUAAGUACUAAAAAUUUAGAGAGAGAGUACCUUUGAUUCCUCUCAUGCCAGAUAAAGAAGCAUUGACUAUGAUUGAACAUCUGAAAGAAUAGCAGGAAGAAUAUCAAAUAUGGCUUCAAGAGUCCGAACAUCAACUAAACUUAAAUCAAAGUCAAAAGUCACUUAAUGAGGGCAAUCAAGAUGACUCAACUAUGAAAGAGCAGAGAAAGUAAGAUUUAGAAGCAGAGAAGUAACUAAGAGCUUAAGAAGAGGAAGAUAGAAAAAGAAAAAUCUAAGAGUUAAGAUAAAAUCUCAAAGUCAGUUUGGAUGAUGUAAGGCCAUAAAAUUUCUUCAAUAACAACAUCUAUAAAAGAGACUUUGUAUCAAAUAAAGAGUCUUAGAACUGUAUAUCAGCAAUUAUGUCUGCAAUGGUAUCAUAAAUUGCAAACGGAGAGACUCAACUUUAAACUAACUUAACCCAAGAAGACGAGAAUGAUGGUUCAACUGAAGCAGAAACAAUUGAUGAUCUUUUUGAUAACUUUAAGACUGAACUUGAAUAUGAUUUAAAGAUUGUAAAGAGACCUCAAACCAAUAUGACUGAUAGAAGAGACAAUGAUACUGCAUCCCUUUCAAAUUACAGAUAACGCAAGUAGGGAACUCAAGCAUUUGCCUCGUAAAAUACUAUAAUUGGUGAUGUAGAAUAUCACGAGGAGAGCGAUAAGAGCAAGUAGCCUCUAUUUAAACUUCCUAAGCAAGUCUCUUACAAUGAAGAGGAAAAGGCAGAAGAUAUUUGUAUCAGAGAGAAGAAAUUAUACAAUAAUCUAGUUCUACCAGGCUUGAAUAGACAUCUAAUGCCUUAAGUUCCUUCUAAAUCUGAGAGAAUUAGAAAGGCUGAAAUGCCAUAGCUCUAUCCUUUCAGUACUUUGCCAGUUGAAGAUGCUGAGAGAGCAUUAAUUCUCAGAACAUUCUAGGAAAUGAUGAAGGCCAACUAAAUUGAUGAAGGUUAAUCUUUUGAAAAUAAGCAUACUAAAUACAAAGCAUUCGAAAGAAGCUUCGAAUAACACAUGCAUCCAGAAAUUUUGAGAUAAGUCUUGGCUGAAGCAUUACUCAAGGAACCUGAUAUUUCAUCAAUGUAUUAUCCAAGAAGCGAUAAACUGCUUUUAGCACUCUAUAACAAAAUUAAAAACACUUCUGGCAAUACUGAUGAACCAGAUAAUCAAAGAAAUUGGAGAGCAGCAUAUAGAGUUAUGCCAGAUUUUGAGAACUGGGUGAAAUUCUUUUCUGAGGAUUUAGUUGUCCCAAUUUCCUAAAAUGCAAAGGAUAGUACUGCAAAUCUUAAGUAUUAAAUAGACGAGGAGAUGAUUCCGGAUUAAAUGCUAGAUGUUGAUGACUAAAGAAUUUAGAAUAUUCAGGAGAACAGUCAAUUGUAUUAUCCAAAGGAUGGCUCAACAAUGAAGGUAGACACGUUUACAGCAAGUGGUCAUACAAAUAAGAAGUCGGUUGUUUUCAAGGACAAUCUUAGCUUUGGAUUAAGACAAUCAAAACCUGAAGAACCAGUUUAAGAGGAAGAAGAAAAGGAAUACGGGUUAUAUACUAUUAAAAGACAAGGGGGAGUAGAGUUUUGGAUGAACUUUGAAAAUGACACUAAGCUUUUAGUUGAGGCCGUAAAGUAUGAGAGAAAUCCAUAAAAAUUGAUUAGAAUCGACCCUCCAAAACCCACUGCAGAAGAAAUUGCUGCUAGAGAAGAGGCAAUUAAAUAAGCUCAAGCAGCAGCAGCUAAAAACAAAGGAAAAGGAGCUCCACCACCCGUAAUCGAGGAAUAUAAGGAGCCAGAGCCAACUUGGGAACCAGAGCCUCUAGAUUUCUUAGACAGCUAAUUCACUUCUGAAUUCCUGCACUCUGAAGAUCCAUUCGCUUAAAUUACAAUUACACUCUAAAAUGGAUUGCUCGUGAAGUUCCUCUGUAAUGGAGAUAUUGUUCAACAGACUGAGGACCAAAUAUUCAAUCAAUCAAUCGAAGAAAAAGAUAGAGUUAUUAUUGCUAAGUCAGGAGUUGUAGUCAGACAUUUCAGAAAUAGAGAUGCUGAGGUUCUCUUUCCAAACGGUGAAACUGCAUUCUUCAGCAAAAAAGAGAUGAUGUGGACCUUAACUAACAAUAAGGGCAGAAGAGUUGCAAAGAAAGCUGGAAUAAGCUGGGACAUUGAUCCAAUUCCAUGUGCAACUGAAACUGAUGCAGUUUCAAAUGCAAGAAUGAUGAUCAGAGAAGACAAGGUUAUGACUAUAUAAUUUGCAGAUGGGUCGCUUUACUGCCAACACUCAGAUGGAACCCUAAUGAAAACUGAUAAAGAGGGUAAAGAGAUUAGAAUUGAGAAAGAAGGAUUCGCACCUGUUAUUGCCAGAAGAGAUGCUAAUAAGGAUUUGACUGAGAUGAGAGUUUUAAAUGAAGGUGCUUCAAGGAUGGAGAUGUUUAACUCCCUUGAUAGAAUCGUAAAAGGUUACUUAAUGGAGACACAUCUACCAGAUGGUACCAUAGUUGAGACUUUCCAUGACACUAAUGUCUUUUCCUAAUCAAUAGUUGUGAGACAUCUUCUCAAGAGACCAGACUACUCAGUGAUUUCUGUUGAUUCUUAAGGAAAUGUAGACAUUAUGUCUUCUAAUGCUAGAAGUGCAUAUAAUGAGGCUAAUGGAAAAAGAGCAAUGGGAUAAGAUUUUGACUACUUGAAAGCAUUCUAUAGCAGGCUAGGUAGUUUCAAUUAUUUUGGAGCUUACCAUGCUAACUUAUUUACUAAUAACUGGAUGAAUAAACCAAGUCUCUUUACUGUAGAUGAGACUUAUCAAUUUUAGUAUGUAAUCGAUGGAGAUUUUGGCAUUUAUAAGUUGCAAAAUCCCUAUCUAGGUUAUGAACAGCUUCCUCCGGAAAUUGAAUCUUACACCCAUAGAUCAAACUAGAUGAAGACUGACAAUGGUUAUGAGCUGGAGGAUGUAGGUGGUUAUAGAAACCCUCUUACUAAGUAUUUCUUAUUGCCAAGAUUAUUUGUGAUCAAUGAAGAUGGCAGUGGACAUGAGCUCUUAACUAAAGAGCAAUUGGAGUACUACUUUAGAAUAGCAAAGCAUAGAAUUGAGGCAAUCAAGUAGAGAAAGACAGUAAUGGUUGGAAAUACUAUUGCAAAGACUCAUUACUUUGUGACUAAAGUAAAGAAUCUUCAAGACUUUGAAAUUGAAAAUUAGCAAUUAAAGAAUCUUAAUUUCCCAAAGAAUGCACAGUACGCACUUUUGCACAACAAGCCAAAGCCCACUUAAAUUUAAGAUGGAUCAAGGUUCACAGACAGAAGAUAAGCCCCAAGUCAAUUUAUUUUCAGAUAAAUCUUUGAGUUCCAAGAGUUCGAAGCCUUUAAGCAAGAAGCAUUCUAUGAUGACUUUGACAGAUUCAGGCAAUGGAGAAUGAGUCAAGUGAGAUAUGACUCUGAAUUCGGCAUCACUCAUGUCCCACUUAAAGACUAGGUACUUGACCAUCACAAGAUUGAAGAUGAUGAAUAUCAUUCUAGAAGAAUCAGUUAAAAGAUUAUGAAGGAGAGGAGAAAUAAGAGAGCUAAGUUUGAGCCAGAUAAUUUCAAGAGAGAUUUCAUCAACUCAACCAGCCAUGAUGAGGAAUUUAACUAGUUCUUCAGAAGAGGAAACUCUAUGUUAGACAGAGAUUUCAGUGAGGGACCUUAUAACAGAAACAACAACAAUGUAGAUCAGUCCUAGAGCUACAAUCAUCAGCAGUACAAUCAGCAUCACAUGCUUCAAGAAAGCGUCAAUUAAGAGAAAAUCAGGAACAUCAAGAAAAAGCAAGAAAUUAACAUUCAGAACUAACUCCAGGAUAUUAGAAGAAUGAUUAAUACCCCCACUUUUAUGCCAUCUUACUUUCAAAGCAAAGAAGGAUAAUAAUUCACUAAGGUAAACUAAUAAUUAAUCUAAAUAUCUAAAUGUAGAACAAUCCAUAGAAGCCGCCUUCUCAAGAACUAAUAAUGA
Molecule: messenger RNA, 4878 nt
Organism: Stylonychia lemnae
Lineage: Eukaryota; Ciliophora; Spirotrichea; Sporadotrichida; Oxytrichidae
Source: the annotation of a GenBank genome assembly